AUGUCCAGCGGCGGCGAUACCGCCUCUCCGGGUUCCGCUCUGUGGUGGUUCUCGUCCGAUGUUGAUGGAGCCUCGGGCCCAUCCGGCUGGCGUCUCGAUGUCGUCACCCUGCUCGCCGUCAUCGGCGAGGGCUCUAUAGCCGAGCACGCCCAAACUAUCACCGCGAGCGUCUUCUGUCUCCUACCGCGUAUCAUACCGGCUCCGCAGGCACUUGUGAAGCCCUCGCGCCCGGUUCGUCUUCCCGAAACCACCGCGAAGAUGACUGGCGUCUAUAGUGGUGUCGUCCUCGAUACCGUCGGCUUCUUUGCCAACAUCAUCCAUCCUCUCGACGAGCUACAACCCUUCUCGUUCAAGGUCCUCGAAAUCAAACAUGCCAACCGAGAACCGGAUACAAAUGGUUCGAAUCUGCUUUCUAGGUUACGGACGGGGCUGAGAUCGAAUACCAACAUGUCAAAGACGCGCUCGGUGAGGCUCACGGGACCACCGCCAGAUGCCCAUGACGAGGGUAGUUCAAAGACGCCCCCAGGAGGUACGACCUUCAGCUCGAGUGCUGACGUCGAAGCUGCCACACCGGCACCGGGAAUAAGAAAGCGGGCGACAAUGAAAGAGAAGGUGCAGGACUUCGUGACCAAUCCGACGGGUGCGAAUGACAUCAAGCGGCCGGCAAUUCCCGCCAAAUUAUACUCCCCUAUUCACAUUCUGGAGAUCUUCUCGGCGCUGCUCACGUUCUCCAUCAUUGGGUUUGCCGUAAAGUACCAGGACGGCACCGCCAUUCUCGCUGUUUCGCUCAUCGCCUUGGCUAGUUCCAUCGUCGGCUGGGCUUCCUGGUGGAAGCCCAUCCUCAUGAACCGCAUCCAAAAGAACAAGGUACCCGCAGGCGAUGUGGUUAUUCGUACUCGAGAGGGCGCCUUCCUGCUCGUCAAGUGUACUGAAGAGGUUGCGCGGGAGUUGUACUCUGGGACCGAAGAGUGCGAGUAUCACGUCAGCGGACAGGCCUACCGUGUCCUCAUGGGGAUCGGCACCCUGCUUCUUAUGGUGUCUGUCAUUCUGCUGGGCAAUUGCAAGUGGAAAACGCAGAUCUUCAUCGGUGUUAGUUACAUCACCUUGAAUGGCAUGUACUGGACAAUGGGACUGUUGCCGAAGCGCUACUUCUGGGAUCUGAGCCGAUACACCUACAGAGACAUCACACCGCCCCACGCAAAAAACGCCGACAAGCAGACUGAUACCCCCGACCCACGAGAGGGCAUGAAGAGUUUUACACGGACACUUUGGUAUGUCAUCCGCGAAACCAAACGCACUGCGUGGGUAGGGAGAAGCGGCGCCGCGCCCAGCACGCCUCAAUGGCGCCGCUGGCUGGCCGAAGCCGAGGAAGCGGCCAUCAAAGGGAACAUCAACUGGCCCUCUGUCGCGCGCAAGGACGAGAUCAUGAAUAUGAGGGACGGCGAUGAUGUGAGCCGGAGCCCCAUCCCCGAAGGCCAGUUCGACGAGGCUGAGCAAGCAGCCCCAGCGGUGGAGGUUCAACCCCAGAACAGGCGGGCGAGUCAGACUGGCGCGUUCUAG
This is a messenger RNA of Anthostomella pinea, 1560 nucleotides long. The record is from the annotation of a GenBank genome assembly. Lineage: Eukaryota; Fungi; Ascomycota; Sordariomycetes; Xylariales; Xylariaceae.